This is a messenger RNA of Otolemur garnettii (small-eared galago), 2560 nucleotides long. It is a transcript of the gene IRF2BP1, whose product is annotated as interferon regulatory factor 2 binding protein 1. Gene Ontology annotation, molecular function: transcription corepressor activity. Gene Ontology annotation, cellular component: nucleus. NCBI's taxonomy places the organism in Eukaryota, Metazoa, Chordata, Mammalia, Primates, Galagidae. Gene Ontology annotation, biological process: regulation of transcription by RNA polymerase II. The coding region runs from base 399 to 2153 and encodes 584 amino acids. The record is from RefSeq and is a predicted model, not a curated record. The transcript has a single exon.
UUCCCUGCGAAGCGGCCUCUGGGGCAGAAGGAGGUGGAGGCGGCGGCGGCGGCCGUUGCAGUUGCGGCGGCGACGGUGGCGGCAGCGGCGGGAGCCCGAGGCGGCGGCGCCCGCGGCCCAUCACUGGGCCCGAGCUGUGCGCCUCGGCUUGGAGCCUGGACCGGACGGGGGCGCCGACGUGCUUCAGCUUACCUUUUCAAGGAGGCGGGAGUGAGGAAAAAGGCUUAGGGCCCAGGGGGCGGGGAAGGGGGGCCGGGCCUGGAUCCGGCAGGGAGGCCGAGUCUGAGGCCGGACCGUGGCUUGUGCUGUCCCCGGGAGGCGAAUCGAACGUUGGUGAGGAGGCGCGAACGUCAGUAGCGGGUGGAACGCGGGGGCCGGGGACCGCGCGCUCGAGAGCCAUGGCGUCUGUGCAGGCUUCUCGCCGCCAGUGGUGCUACCUGUGCGAUCUGCCCAAGAUGCCGUGGGCCAUGGUGUGGGACUUUAGCGAGGCCGUGUGCCGUGGCUGUGUGAACUUCGAGGGCGCGGACCGCAUUGAGUUGCUCAUCGAUGCUGCCCGCCAGCUUAAGCGCAGCCACGUGCUCCCCGAGGGUCGUUCUCCUGGGCCCCCUGCUCUGAAGCACCCGGCUACCAAGGACUUGGCUGCGGCUGCCUCACAGGGGCCCCAGCUGCCGCCGCCGCAGGCCCAGCCCCAGCCGUCCGGGACUGGCAGUGGCGUCUCAGGCCAGGACCGUUAUGACAGAGCCACAUCGUCAGGCCGCCUCCCCCUUCCCUCACCCGCCCUGGAGUACACUCUGGGGUCUCGCCUGGCCAAUGGGCUGAGCCGCGAGGAGGCUGUGGCGGAGGGGGCGCGAAGGGCCUUGCUUGGCUCCAUGCCUGGCUUGAUGCCCCCUGGGUUGCUGGCAGCUGCGGUGUCUGGCCUGGGGAGCCGAGGCCUGACGUUGGCACCAGGCUUGAGUCCUGUCCGUCCAAUCUUCAGCUCCGAUUUCGAGAAGGAGAAGCAGCAAAGGAAUGCGGACUGUCUGGCAGAACUGAAUGAGGCCAUGCGGGGCCGGGCAGAGGAGUGGCACGGGCGCCCCAAGGCUGUGCGGGAACAGCUACUGGCGUUGUCUGCCUGUGCCCCCUUCAAUGUCCGCUUCAAGAAGGAUCACGGACUGGUGGGGCGCGUCUUCGCCUUUGAUGCUGCUGCCCGCCCUCCAGGCUAUGAGUUCGAGCUGAAACUUUUCACCGAGUACCCCUGUGGUUCUGGCAAUGUCUACGCUGGGGUCCUAGCCGUGGCUCGCCAGAUGUUUCAUGAUGCUCUGCGGGAGCCAGGCAAGGCCCUGGCCUCAUCUGGCUUCAAGUACCUCGAAUAUGAACGCCGGCAUGGCUCAGGAGAAUGGCGCCAGCUGGGUGAGCUCCUUACUGAUGGUGUCCGCAGCUUCCGCGAGCCAGCUCCUGCAGAGGCCCUGCCACAGCAGUACCCAGAGCCAGCCCCUGCUGCUCUGUGUGGCCCACCCCCACGGGCCCCAUCCCGGAACCUGGCACCCACGCCACGCCGUCGCAAGGCAUCCCCUGAGCCGGAGGGAGAGGCAGCUGGGAAGAUGACCACAGAGGAGCAGCAGCAACGGCACUGGGUGGCACCUGGCGGGCCAUUCUCCACUGAGACCCCUGGUGUGCCCUCACCCAUUGCUGCCCUGAAGAAUGUGGCUGAGGCCUUGGGCCACUCACCCAAGGACCCUGGUGGGGGUAGUGGCCCUGUGCGUGCUGGGGGCACCAGCCCCGCAGCCUCCUCCACAGCCCAGCCUCCAAUCCAGCAUCGCCUAGUGGCCCGCAAUGGUGAGGCAGAAGUCAGUCCCACUGCAGGGGCCGAAGCUGUCAGCGGGGGUGGUGGUGGCACCGGGGCGACCCCGGGAACCCCUCUGUGCUGUACCCUGUGCCGGGAGCGGCUAGAAGAUACCCACUUCGUCCAGUGCCCCUCGGUGCCAGGACACAAAUUUUGCUUUCCCUGCUCACGGGAGUUCAUCAAGGCACAGGGCCCUGCUGGGGAGGUGUACUGCCCAAGCGGAGAGAAGUGCCCACUGGUGGGCUCGUCUGUUCCCUGGGCUUUCAUGCAGGGUGAGAUCGCCACCAUCCUUGCAGGAGAUAUCAAGGUCAAGAAAGAACGGGACCCCUAGGCUACCACUGCCUCCAGGCUACUGCCCUCUGCUUCCUUACCACCGUUUCUGCGGAUAAAUUAUUCCCUCCCCGACCCAGCCCAGUGCCACCCCUACCUGUGUACAUACCCCCUUCCUCCACCCCAUGGGUCCCCUGGGGUAGACGCAUUGUGGGUGGGGGGGAGAAAGCUUGUGGCUCCCGUCUGGGGGAAUGUUCUGGGGUCCCUUGGCCCCUCCGAUUUCCCUCUUCCCUCUUUGGCUUGGCUUCGCUGCUUCUUGUAGCUAGGGGAGAAAUGCUGCCCUCCUGGAGAAAGAGCCUCUUGAAAACUCGCUCUUUAUAAAUGAGGCAAAAGCAUUUUAUGUCGCCCCCCCCCCCCAUCCUGUCUCCUUUUCCUCCUUCAAUAAACUGAAAGAUGGGGUUUUUUUCC